Fibroporia radiculosa is the source of this 2994-nucleotide messenger RNA. RefSeq lists its product as uncharacterized. Gene Ontology annotation, cellular component: PAS complex; endosome membrane; fungal-type vacuole membrane. Lineage: Eukaryota; Fungi; Basidiomycota; Agaricomycetes; Polyporales; Fibroporiaceae. Bases 1 to 2994 code for a protein of 997 amino acids. The transcript has 13 exons. Gene Ontology annotation, biological process: positive regulation of kinase activity; phosphatidylinositol biosynthetic process. The record is from RefSeq and is a predicted model, not a curated record.
AUGUACGAGAAACGCAAGGCGGCUGCUCUGGAGCUUGAGAAGCAAAUUCGGGAAUGCCAUCAGCAAGGCGACCACCGCCGCAUUAGCCAAAUAGUUGACCAGCUCGUGGAUAUGUUCAGCAACCCGUCCAACCCGUUGCACGUACGGAACGGAGGACUCAUCGGUCUGGCUGGAACUGCUAUUGCUCUUGGAGUAGACAUUGCACCAUAUAUGGAGAAAUUCGUGGACUCGUUGCUGAUCUGCUUCACGGACCCGGAGAACAGAGUGCGGUACUUCUCUGCUGAAUGUCUAUACAACAUCGCAAAAGUCUCGAAGGGGGAGAUAUUGGUAUAUUUCAACCCAAUAUUUGAUGCCCUGAGUAAGCUUGCAGCAGAUUCCGAGCUUUCUGUCAAGAACGGUGCUGAGUUGCUGGAUCGCCUUUUGAAAGAUAUCGUUGCUGAGACUGCUUCCGUCUACAUACCUCAUUAUCCUGAGACAGAGAAGAUUCGCCGUAGAGUUGAAGAAGCGCAUGGAUACAGUAUAUUAGUGCCCCAUCCUGAUGAUCUGGCUAACGGCGAAGAUAUUCAGGGAGCACGCAAGGCAUUCUCUCUGGCUCACUUCAUCCCCCUGCUGUCUGAAAGGAUAUAUGUCUUGAGCCCCUUCACCAGAAGCUAUCUUGUAUCGUGGAUCACCGUCCUCGACUCCGUUCCGGAGUUAGAGCUUAUUACCUAUCUACCCGAGUUUCUUGACGGUCUUCUCAAGUAUCUAUCCGACCCGUCGGAGGACGUUCGUGUGCCGACGGAAAACCUACUUGCCGAUUUUCUGCACGAGAUCCGUGAUGUGACUGCUGUUCAGCGACGCAGUGAAGAGCAAAUCAAAGCAAGACGGGAAGCCGCGGCGGAACACGCUCGGCGGGCUGAAGCAGAAAAAGAGAAGUUAUCUGAAAGUGCUACUGCAAAGACGGAUCGAGGGGUAUUCUCAUCGGAUAAUGAGAAUGUCUUCGACGAUACCUCGCUAUCGUCUCCUGACGAGAAACAUCCCGAACUUGAAGGGCAUGAUGUUGGAUACUGGGUUCCGGGACAAGGGGUUAAAAUAGACUAUUCAGCAAUAGUAGAAAUUAUGAUCCAACAGCUCGAUGACCAACAUGAAGUCAUUCAACAAUGCACUGCCCUCCGAUGGCUCUCUGAAUUUCUAGAAAUUGUGCAAGAAGUCAUGUUCCCAUUUACCCCUCGUCUAAUUUUCGCCAUUCUACCAAACCUUUCACAUCCUGUGCCCAUGUUUCAGACAGCUGCUAUUCGUACGAACAGACUAUUAAUGAAAGUUAUCCAAAGCUUGCCUCCGCCUCCCGACGUACAAACUCGGCAAGGAACAGAUAAAUCAUCAUCGUAUAUGAUCCCUGGCUCUCCUCCUGUCCCUCCAUCACUGGCACCAUCUAGACAGUCCACCGCUGUGAAGGAUCCUAUAGUAGGACGAGAUCUCAGCUCUCCAGAGUCUCCGCCAGAACCAGUUGUCGUCAUUUCUGACCGUGCUUCGACGACAUCAGCUCAGCGACCACUCAGAUCUGAAUCUGUUAAAGUUACCACGGGUAGUCUGUCGGUGGAUACGGUCAAUGCUCAACCUCAUGGCAGUCGACCCGGAUCACCGACUUCAGCCGUCAGUGGAAUUCAGUUACAACAAUCGCCUGAUGCAUCAAUCCUCCAGGAGAAGCCGGAGCAAUUUGACUAUCAAGCUACCGUCAAUGCCCUUACGAUCCAGUUCCUGAGCGAACACGAGGACACUCGGGUAGCUGCAUUGAAGUGGCUCCUAAUGCUUCACCAGAAAGCACCGAAGAAGAUACUCGCUAUUGAUGAUGGCACGUUCCCGGCGCUGCUCAAGACGUUGUCUGACCCUUCAGAGGAGGUUAUAAAAAAUGACCUACAGCUCAUCGCCCAAAUAUCAUCUAGCUCGGAUGAGAGCUACUUCAAGGCAUUCAUGAUCAAUCUCUUGGAUCUUUUCAGCACAGACAGGGGUCUGUUGGAAGCACGAGGAAGUCUCAUUAUCCGGCAACUUUGCCUCAAUCUUAAUACUGAGCGAAUCUACCGAACGUUUGCUGAAAUUCUUGAAAAGGAAGAGGACCUUGAGUUCGCCAGUGGAAUGGUCCAGAAGCUCAACAUGAUUCUCAUAACAUCCCCAGAGCUAGCAGAUUUUCGUAGGAGACUCAAGAGUCUGGAGACACGUCAAGACGGCCAAGCGCUGUUUACGACACUCUAUAGAUCAUGGUGCCACAACCCCGUAGCUGUGUUCUCGCUAUGUCUGCUAGCCCAGGCAUACGAACAUGCGUCAAAUCUUCUGUAUAUAUUUGCUGAUCUCGAGAUCACCGUACAAUUACUCGUCCAAAUAGAUAAACUCGUUCAACUUAUUGAGUCGCCGGUUUUCACCUAUCUUCGAUUACAGCUUUUGGAGCCAGAGAAAUAUCCACACCUCUUCAAGUGUCUAUAUGGUCUUCUGAUGUUACUGCCUCAAAGCUCCGCAUUUGUCUCGCUUCGGAAUCGUUUGAAUGCAGUCAAUUCGGCAGGAUUUUUGCACAUAGCACCUAAAUCGUCCGUUGGAAAUAUUUCGUCGACACGGUCGAAACUGGGUCGCGAAGAGAUCAAGUGGCAGGAGUUACUCUCUCACUUCCGAUCUGUACAAGCUAGGCAUGAGAAGGCCCGACGGCAGGCAUUAGGAGCCGAUACCACGCCCUUUGCCGCGUUCUCUAGCGAUGAAAAAAUGAUGCCCCCGCCCAACCCACCGGCAUCUUCCACCCCAGCUGCGCAAUCGUCAACACGUCCCCCCGUUCGCCGGAAAGUUACAGGAGAGGCCCCCGUGCGGCCACCUUCUCGAACUGGAGGUGUUCUAUCUCCAUUGAAUCCCAAAGCUCGUGGGCAGACUGGGCUGUUGGCUUCUACACUGGCGCAUCCACCUACCAGUCCGCUUCCUGGUCAGACACAAGCGAAGGCACAGUCGCGGACGCUAAAUCUGAAUAGGAGGACAUAA